Carassius auratus (goldfish) is the source of this 5127-nucleotide messenger RNA. Its product is annotated as transportin-2-like. The coding region runs from base 147 to 2816 and encodes 889 amino acids. Gene Ontology annotation, molecular function: small GTPase binding. The transcript has 25 exons. NCBI's taxonomy places the organism in Eukaryota, Metazoa, Chordata, Actinopteri, Cypriniformes, Cyprinidae. Gene Ontology annotation, biological process: protein import into nucleus. The record is from RefSeq and is a predicted model, not a curated record.
GUUGGACGAAAGAUCGUCACUUCCUCACUGUAGCGCUCGCGCUGCGGAAGUGUUUGAAUGUGCCAUUGAUUGCGCGAGACCAGGCAGAGGCAGCGCGCGAUCCACGCUGCACGAGCUGAUCGAUAGGCCUCUGUGCGCGGCAUGUGAUGGAGUGGCAGCCGGAUGAACAAGGCCUCCAGCAGGUCCUGCAUCUCCUGAAAGACUCGCAGUCUCCAAACACGACCACACAGCGAGCUGUGCAGGAGAAACUGGAGCAGCUGAACCAGUUUCCUGAUUUCAACAACUAUCUUAUCUUUGUCCUGACGAGGCUGAAAACUGAAGAUGAGCCCACUCGAUCUCUCAGCGGUCUGAUACUGAAGAACAACGUGAAGGUUCACUAUCAGAACUUCCCUCCUGCGGUUGCACACUUCAUCAAGCAGGAAUGUUUAAACAACAUCGGAGACCCUUCCCCUCUCAUCCGCGCCACGAUCGGUAUCCUCAUCACAACGAUUUCCACCAAAGGGGAGCUGCAGACGUGGCCAGAGUUACUGCCUCAGCUGUGCAACAUGCUCAGUUCAGAGGACUACAACAUCUGUGAGGGCUCGUUUGGAGCUUUACAGAAGAUCUGCGAGGACUCGUCUGAGCUCCUGGACAGUGACGCUCUCAACCGACCCCUCAACAUCAUGAUCCCCAAGUUCCUGCAGUUCUUCAAACACUGCAGCCCCAAGAUCAGGUCUCAUGCAGUUGCCUGUGUGAACCAGUUUAUCAUCGGAAGAGCACAAGCCCUGAUGGACAACAUCGACACCUUUAUUGAGAGUCUGUUUGUGCUGGCUGCAGAUGAGGAGUCAGAGGUGCGGAAGAACGUGUGCAGGGCUCUGGUCAUGCUGCUGGAGGUGCGAGUGGACCGACUCAUCCCUCACAUGCGCAGUAUCGUAGAGUACAUGCUGCAGCGCACACAGGACCCGGAUGAGAAUGUGGCUCUGGAGGCCUGUGAGUUCUGGCUUACGCUGGCUGAGCAGCCCAUCUGUAAGGACGUCCUGUCUGGACAUCUUGCACAACUGGUUCCUGUUCUGGUGAACGGGAUGAAGUACUCGGAGAUUGACAUCAUUUUGUUAAAGGGUGACGUGGAGGAAGACGAGGCCGUGCCGGACAAUGAGCAGGACAUAAAGCCACGCUUUCACAAGUCUCGUACAGUCACCCUUCGGCACGAGGGUGAUGAAGGCGAGGAAGGAGAGGAGAGUGAUGAGGAUGAUGACGAUGACGAUGACAGUCUGUCCGACUGGAAUCUACGUAAGUGUUCAGCGGCUGCUCUUGAUGUCCUGGCAAACGUGUUUCGGGAUGAGUUGCUGCCACACCUGCUUCCAGUGCUGAAGGAGCUGCUGUUCCACCCGGACUGGGUGGUUAAAGAGUCUGGCAUCCUGGUGCUGGGAGCCAUCGCUGAAGGCUGUAUGCAGGAUAUGGUCCUGUACCUGCCGGAGUUGAUUCCUCACCUGAUCCAGUGUCUGAGUGAUAAGAAAGCACUGGUCCGCUCCAUCGCCUGCUGGACUCUGAGCCGCUAUGCACACUGGGUGGUCAGCCAGCCGCCGGACUCCUAUCUCAAACCCCUCAUGACCGAGCUGCUCAAACGAAUCCUCGACAGCAACAAGAGGGUUCAAGAGGCGGCCUGCAGUGCGUUUGCGACUCUGGAAGAGGAGGCCUGUACAGAGCUGGUGCCCUACUUGAGCUUCAUUCUGGACACACUGGUGUUUGCCUUCAGCAAGUACCAGCACAAGAACCUGUUGAUCCUCUACGACGCCAUCGGGACCCUCGCUGACUCUGUCGGACACCAUCUUAACCAGCCGGAAUACAUCCAGAAGCUCAUGCCCCCUCUUAUUCAGAAGUGGAAUGAGUUAAAAGAUGAAGACAAGGAUCUGUUCCCUUUGCUGGAGUGCCUGUCUUCGGUGGCCACAGCACUACAGAGCGGCUUCCUGCCCUACUGUGAACCAGUUUACCAGCGCUGCGUCACCCUGGUGCAGAAGAACCUCGCUCAAGCCAUGAUGUAUAACCAGCACCCUGACCAGUACGAGGCCCCUGAUAAAGACUUCAUGAUCGUGGCCCUUGAUCUGCUCAGCGGUCUGGCCGAGGGACUCGGAGCUCAUGUAGAACAGCUGGUCACACGCAGCAACAUCAUGACCCUGCUCUUCCAGUGCAUGCAGGACACCAUGCCGGAAGUGCGUCAGAGUUCGUUCGCUCUGCUGGGAGACCUGACUAAGGCGUGUUUUCUUCAUGUGAAGCCCUGCAUUGCUGAGCUCAUGCCUGUCCUGGGACUCAACCUCAACCCAGAGUUCAUAUCUGUGUGUAACAAUGCCACAUGGGCCAUCGGAGAGAUCGCCAUGCAGAUGGGUAUGGAGAUGCAGCCAUUUGUGGCCUUGGUUCUCAAUAACCUUGUGGAGAUCAUCAACAGACCAAAUACACCCAAAACUCUGCUGGAGAACACGGCCAUUACGAUUGGUCGGCUCGGAUAUGUGUGUCCACAGGAAGUUGCCCCCAUGUUGCCACAGUUCAUUCGCCCCUGGUGCACAUCACUUAGAAACAUUCGGGACAAUGAAGAGAAAGACUCUGCCUUCAGGGGCAUUUGUGUAAUGAUUGGGGUAAAUCCUGGAGGGGUUGUACAGGACUUCAUCUUUUUCUGUGACGCUGUGGCCUCUUGGGUGACUCCAAAAGAUGAUUUGAGAGACAUGUUCUACAAGAUUUUGCACGGCUUCAAGGAUCAGGUCGGUGAGGAUAACUGGCAGCAGUUCUCUGAACAGUUUCCUCCGCUGCUGAAGGAGAGGCUUUCGGCCUGCUAUGGUGUGUAGACGCCACCCCAGCUGACAUGGGAACCAACUAUUAGGUCAAAUCUACGGGAGGGUUACUGGGGAGCUCAUCCAUGUCUGUUUGUGGGAACUACCUGCUGUUAGAGCCAAAGACGUGUGACUGUUUGUCAUCUGGAGCGAUCCCGCUUCCUCCAGCUCUGCGAAAGAGGAUUUGAAAGAGCGUUAAUGUGAAAUCAACCUUUUUUUACGGUCACUGUUUGGCUUCUGACUCGCUCAGAAUGGGAAUGAAUCGUGAAGCUCAGGGAUCUUGAAUUGGGAGGGAGGGAUCGUUCAGGCGAGAUUCACCAGCUGCUUAUUGGACAAAAACGAUGCCAUUCAAUAGUCCAGCCUUAGCCAAGCCUGGCUUCUCGGCUAGAUGCCAAAAGCACACACACAACAUCUGCUACAAGUGGCAGACUGUGCCUGAACAACAUGUUUUCUUAAAGCUACAGGUCACCCAAAAAUGAAAAGUUUCACCCUCAUGUCAAUCAAAACAAGUAUAUAUCUUUAAGAUGUUAAAUGGCGCAAUCGUUCUUUUACAUACAUAACAAAAAGUGCAUUAUAGUGCUGCUGAUAGGACAAUUUUAGGACAUUUUUUUUUUUUUGAGACUGGCUAAAAUGUAGUUAUUCACUAAAAGUCUCAGUAUUAUUUUGUGAUGUACACAGCAUAGGUUUUUCUUACAGAGUCACUUCAUGGAGAAUUUUCAUUUUUGGGUGUACCGUCACUUUAAAAGUUGUUCGUUUAACUGGUAAUUUAAUAUGUUUAUAGGGUUGGCUCAUGAGCGAAGCAUGCAAUCAUUAUGACAUAAGUACAUAUUUCUGCAUUUUCUGCCUGCUUAAUUACUUUCCACAACUCCAGAUUACAUCAAGCUAUAUUUUCAUUCCAUGAAGAAACUGCUUAUUUCAUUUAUUGCUGAUAAUUCUGCUGCAGCCUGUAAAGAAACCAUAAUAGAAUUGCUGAUUUUCUGUUCACGUAAUGCUUCCUCUUUUUGCUUAACUGAAACGUGCAUAGCACGAAGGGCACUGAGGUUUCUUGAUAAAGUAAUCCUUUUCCCCAAUUGAUCGCUGUAGUCUGUAUUUAAGCAUUAUUUUUAUUCCUUUUGUGUUGCAAACAUACUGUUAAGAUUGAUUUCAGAAAGCCUGCACCAAGAAUUCACUGUAGAGAUCGAGUUGUUUGCCUCUGCUGUUUUUAAAAUGAAUUCUAGGGAGUUAAUAACUAAAAUGCUUUAGGAACUUUAGUUAGUGUUAUUGAUAUGCACUUUCUCUUAUAAGGACUGUGUGUUGUUCCCCCUCAAACACGGGAAUCUAGUGAAGUUAUGAAGGCUGUUUUUGUACAUGGUAAUCUAAUUAAUUACCAUGAGAGAAACAGCUUUUUCUUUAAUGAACUUAACUUUAACACGGAGUAUAAUUUUAGCAAAGCAAACUAAUCUGCGGUAAUAGCAUGUAAUUUGGGAAGAUUGUCCAGUCUCCAGGAGGACAGUGUUGGUGAGUCCCGCUUAACUUAAAAUAGAAAAUGACAUAAGAAUAAAUGCAAUUUGAAGUACGUCAUUCUAUGUUGAUGGGGCUUGGAAUUUAGAAAAGGUUUCCCAGGUUUUUAGUUGUUUUGAUCAUGUUUUAACUGUUGUGCUUUUAAAUGCCUGUUUAAGCAAUAUGCAUGUUCAUCCCUAUCAAUGGCAGUUGCAUCUUAAGGUUUCUUCUCUCAUCAUUAAACACUAGCUCUGACAAUCUCAUUUUUAAAAUCUAUACAUAUUUGUAAGCUGCUCCACCGUGUAGGGUUUUUAGUUUUUAACAUUUUAGAUGUAUUUCACAGAUUUGGUAAGCAACCCUGUUAGACAUUUAAUUCAAAAGAACAAGGUUAACCUUAAAAACAAAGGCAAAGUUGUGUAGUCUGAUUAUAAAAUCAUGCUGUAUUUAUAAAUAUUUGGAAUUGGUUAUCUAAAACUGUCAACUGAAAAAAACUCAGUUUCUAAAUGAUUAAUGCACUGAUGCAUUUGUUCCUGUUACUGUAAUAACAAUAUGCUGCCAAGCAGACCUGUGUUCAAACAAAACCCUAUCAUUUUGUUUUAGUUUUUUUUUUUACUUUUUUAAUUUUAUUUAAAAUUGUUUUAAGUAUUUUUGUUUAAGUGUUUAAUAUACUUUUGUUUAAUAUAUUUUGUUUUGUGCACAUGCACAAAGAUUUUUUUUAGACUUUAAAAGUUUUUCCUUUUUGCUUUCUUUUUGUUUUAAAGAAUUUUAUUUGAUUUAAUUUAGACAUUUUGCGAUGGAGAAAUGCAUUUAGCUUAUGAUUUUCAGAAAGUCUGCUGAAGCAUUAUUA